Messenger RNA from Arctia plantaginis, 252 nucleotides. The record is from the annotation of a GenBank genome assembly. NCBI's taxonomy places the organism in Eukaryota, Metazoa, Arthropoda, Insecta, Lepidoptera, Erebidae.
GCUGCAAAUGAAGGAAUAUACCACGUAAAUGAUAUAGACAAGGAUAAAGUUAAAAGAACCGGUGAUAUAAACCAGGUCUUCGGUAUGACAUUUAAGAGUUCAGAUUCAGAAUUUGAACCAGGUCAAUUAAUAUUUUCAAAUAAGAAUGCUAUAAUUACGUUGAUACCAGGUAAAUAUGGAGAUCAGUGCCUAGAGAUAAAAUCUAGGAAAUCAUUGUUUUAUAUGCCUGAGAAGAAGCGAAAGCCUUUUUGA